Melanotaenia boesemani (Boeseman's rainbowfish) is the source of this 1393-nucleotide messenger RNA. Its product is annotated as very-long-chain (3R)-3-hydroxyacyl-CoA dehydratase-like. The record is from RefSeq and is a predicted model, not a curated record. Gene Ontology annotation, biological process: sphingolipid biosynthetic process; fatty acid elongation; very long-chain fatty acid biosynthetic process. Bases 157 to 1239 code for a protein of 360 amino acids. The transcript is spliced from 11 exons. Gene Ontology annotation, cellular component: endoplasmic reticulum membrane. Gene Ontology annotation, molecular function: 3-hydroxyacyl-CoA dehydratase activity. Lineage: Eukaryota; Metazoa; Chordata; Actinopteri; Atheriniformes; Melanotaeniidae.
UUUGAAGUCCGCUAGGGCCCUCCUUCCGGAAGUGCUCUCCAUCGUUUCUCUUAGGGUAUGUAGAGGUUGGUAGAUGAGGACAACACGGAUGCCUCCUCAUUUUAUAGAGAAUUCUCUCCGUAGUGGCAUGUAGAUAUCAGAAAACACAGUGUGAUCAUGCAGAUACUGACUCCUCAUGUUUACUGGGCCCAGCGGCACGGCGAGAUUUAUCUCCGCGUGGAACUGUGCGAUGCCAAGAAUCUCAACAUAAGCCUGCAAGAGAGCAAAACGCUUCAGUUUAGAGCACAGGGCCAUGGAGCUAAAGGAGAUAAUGAAUACGAGUUCAGUCUGGAGUUCCUGGAACCUGUCAGACCCGAGAUCAACCACAAGUCCACUCAGCGUCAGGUGGACAUCAAAAUCAAGAAGCAGGAGGAGCGCUGGUGGGAUCGUCUGACGCUGCAGGAGAAAAAGCCGCUGUUUCUGGCUCCUGACUUUGACCGCUGGCUGGAUGAGUCGGACGCUGAGAUGGAGCUCCAGGCUAAGGAAGAGAAGAUAAACAAGAUAAGUGUGGAGUCAAGAGUUCGUAAAGACCCUUACCUCGGGCUGAAGAAAGGCUACUUGUUUAUGUACAACCUCGUGCAGUUCUUGGGAUUUUCCUGGAUCUUUGUCAACAUGACUGUUCGACUCUUUAUUCUGGGACAAGACUCAUUCUACGACACCUUCCACACCACAGCUGACAUGAUGUAUUUCUGUCAGAUGAUGGCCGUGCUGGAGGUCAUUAAUCCCUUACUGGGACUGGUAAAGACUGGGUUUUUUCCUGCUAUGAUACAGGUGGCGGGGAGGAACGUCAUUUUGUUCGUCAUCUUCGGCAUCCUGGACGACAUGCAGAACAAACCGGUCGUCUUCUUUGUGUUCUAUCUGUGGAGCACCAUUGAGAUCUUCAGAUACCCAUUUUACAUGCUGGCCUGCAUAGGCACAGAGUGGCCCAUGUUAACAUGGCUGAGAUACAGCCUCUGGAUCCCUCUGUACCCACUGGGAGUGUUAGCUGAAGCGGUGGCCGUGAUCCAGUCCCUGCCCAUCUUUGAUGAGACCCGUCUCUUCAGCAUCCCUCUCCCCGCCAUGCUCGGACACUCGCUAAGCUUCUCCUACACUUUACAACUUUACCUGGUUCUCAUGUUUCUUGGACUCUUCAUUAACUUCCGACACCUGUACAAGCAGAGGCGGAGACGAUACCGCUCGAGGAAAAGGAAAGCCCACUAACUGAUCAACAAGCUUACACACCCCGAAACAGGUGUUUUCCUUCUGUUGCCUUUUCUCAUCUCCUUAGACUCCCACACUGUGUUAAUGGAGCACUGGCCACCGUAUACCUCCAGUGGGUGAACUGUCUCCUGUAAAUCACUCUGCACCAGCUCAA